Messenger RNA from Centropristis striata (black sea bass), 1825 nucleotides. Its product is annotated as lecithin retinol acyltransferase-like. Lineage: Eukaryota; Metazoa; Chordata; Actinopteri; Perciformes; Serranidae. The coding region runs from base 40 to 942 and encodes 300 amino acids. The record is from RefSeq and is a predicted model, not a curated record. Gene Ontology annotation, molecular function: phosphatidylcholine-retinol O-acyltransferase activity. The transcript has 2 exons. Gene Ontology annotation, biological process: retinol metabolic process.
CUCUCUCUCUCUCUCUCUCUCUCUCUCUCUCCCUCUCCGAUGACGUCACGGGGCCCUCCUCCUCCUCCUCCUGUCCUGGUGUCCCUGCAGGAGGACAGACAGAGCAGAGAGGACAGAGGGAGCAGCGGAGACAGGAGACAGACUCAGACUCUCGCACUGGUUUCUCUCCCUCUCUUCUUCCUCUCCUUCUUUCUUCUUCUUCUUCUCCUUCUUCUUCGGUGGUUUGUUUGUGCAGCCAUGCUGGACACGCUCACCUUCCUCCUGGAGAAGCUCUUCCUCGUCGCGCACAUCAGACUCUCCAGCCUCCCGGAGCCGCUCAGCCGGCGCUGCGAGCGGGACGAGGCCCCCCCACAGCAGCCCUCCGGGGCCCCGCAGCUCCGCUUCCAGCGGGGAGACCUGCUGGAGGUGCCCCGGACUCUGUUCACCCACUUCGGCAUCUACCUGGGCGAGAACCGGGUGGCGCACCUGAUCCCGGACAUCCUCCCGGCUCUGACCUCCGACAGCCGUCAGAUCCAGGAGAUGGUGACCAACACGCGCCUGCUGCUCGGGGUGCUCUCCAAGCGCGCCACCAUCCGCGUGGACUCCGUGGAGGACUUCGCGUACGGCGCCGGGAUCCUGCUGAACCACAUGGACCGGGCGGUGCGCCGCAGCCCGCUGGGCGCCGAGGAGGUGGCCCGGCGCGCCGAGCGGCUGCUGGGCUCCGUGUCCUACAGCCUGCUGUGGAACAACUGCGAGCACUUCGUCACGUACUGCCGCUACGGGACGGCGCAGAGCCUGCAGACAGACCAGUUCUGUGAGUGGCUGAAGUCUCUGAUCCGGGACCAACGUAAUGUCCUGCUGACGGCGCUGCUGGGACUCGUGUCCAUGGCGUGUUUGGGCGUGUCCUCCGGCACGGCGCUGCCCGCUCUCCUCGUCCCCUUCACCCUGUGGAUGGCGAGCUAGAAGCUCCGUUCGCCGCCUCGCCGCUGGUUCGAUACCCGGGCCGAGCUGCCAUGACGGACAGGACAGAGUCGUCUGCAAAGAAGUUGACUUUUUACUACAUUUUACUGCUAAUAACACAAUAAGGACUGAACCUUCGUGAUGCAUUUUUAUAUUUUCUGUUGGAUUAGAGUGAACAGAAGAAGAAGAAGAACAGGGUAGUUAGUUUGAGCAACAUUAGCAACCAGGACUAACCCAAUAAGAAGACUUUUAUAAAAGACGGACAGAAGAAUCACUUAGUACCGUCAAGGAUGUUGAAUCGACAGUUUUUUGUUGUUGGUUUUUUUUCUUUUAGUUUUUUGAACAGUUAAAGGCUCUAACUUUAAACUCGGAGGUUAAAGAGACCAAAGAUCAUUUCAUAAUUAUUGCGUUCUACUGAAGAUGCAGCUUUUAUUUUGAAGGAGUCAUUAAGGAAAUAAUAAUAUGUCAGCGUGUCACAUCUGGACACACAAAACCACAGAGUUAGAGUCUUUUUUUGUCUAAAUUUAUACUAUUCAAUAUUAAGUCUGAUUGGCCAUCCAGUCAACACACUUUCACCAAAUGGUGUGCAAAUAAUGCCAAUUUUUUCAAGCCUUUUCGCGUUAUCACUUGCAUUCUUUACUUUACGCCACUGUGGAGGCCAGGGGACGUAGUAUAAAGAGUGAGAAAGUCCUCGCAGGGAGAUUUCCAUCCAGGAGGCCGCUGUUUGAUUCCUGUGUGAAACCAAAACUCAAAGAUUGAAUGACUUACAUCGACUACUUAAACACGUAACUUACUUAACGUGUCAAACUCACUUAUUUAACCCAAACAUGAUCUUUUUACGGUGGCUCUGCGAGCUCACAGCGAUGCAACUUAAGAAAACACAUGC